AUGGAUUUCAAUCGGCCAGAAGAAAAUAUGGUGUACAAUUUUUGCGGCAUGCAACAGUGUUGCGAUGAGAUGGUUAAUAAUGUACAUUACAAAUCUGAUGCGACAACUUUUGUUAACGUUGAUAGCGAAGAACAAAAUGAUUGGAACUCACCUUCGAGUUACUUUGAACUCAAUAAAUCUGUUUCAGUGGAAUCGAGAAUAAACGAGGCAGCACUGUUGCUGAAACAAACUAUGGAAUUACAAGCUCCACAUCUAAUCUGCGAUCGCAGAGGUCAUUCACAGGUAUUUAAUUCAGAACUGAAAAGUUUUACUCUUUAUUUCUUUACAAAAUUUCUUACUUAUUUUGUUUGGAAUCAAAAAUUCGUCCAUUUUGAAAGUUUGAAAUAAUC
Messenger RNA from Thelazia callipaeda (thelaziosis nematode), 389 nucleotides. The record is from the annotation of a GenBank genome assembly. Lineage: Eukaryota; Metazoa; Nematoda; Chromadorea; Rhabditida; Thelaziidae.